UGGGGUCACCAGGAGGGUGUGGAUGGCAAGUGACUUCAUCCCUGCCCCAACAGGAUGGAGAAACUAAGGCCCAGAGAGGCAGUCAGCCUCCUCCCCUUCCCUGCUCCAGCCUCAGCAGUGGCCCCUUCCCUCCACGGGCUGCCCGGGAGCUCAGUCCCACCCCCUCCGCUGAUGAGGCCAUGAGGCACCGACUGGACCCGGGCCAGGUCACCCCUCUCUGUCCCAUCCCCAAUCCGGAGGACUCCCUGCUGUCUGGGAGCUGAGGGAGCCCUGGGGCCGGGGUGCAGCUGGGGGCCUCUUCUAGGGACCCAACUCCUGAUCCAGCCCCUGCCGGCCGCACCUUCUGCAGGGUGUCACAGAAUCAUGGACUGAGUCCACAUGGCCCCCACUGCACAGAUGGGGAAACUGAGGCCUGGGAGAGUGGAGUGGCUGGCCUCAGGCCACACGGAAAGGCCCCGCCUCUUCCAGAACCUCCUGCUCUUCCUGUGGGCCCUGCUGAACUGUGGUUUGGGGGUCAGUGCUCAGGGUCCGGGCGAGUGGACCCCGUGGGUGUCCUGGACCCGCUGCUCCAGCUCCUGUGGGCGUGGCGUCUCCGUGCGCAGCCGGCGCUGCCUCCGGCUUCCUGGGGAAGAACCGUGCUGGGGAGACUCCCAUGAGUACCGCCUCUGCCGGUUGCCAGACUGCCCCCCAGGGGCUGUGCCCUUCCGAGACCUACAGUGUGCCCUGUACAAUGGCCGCCCUGUCCUGGGCACCCAGAAGACCUACCAGUGGGUGCCCUUCCAUGGGGCGCCCAACCAGUGCGACCUCAACUGCCUGGCUGAGGGGCACGCCUUCUACCACAGCUUCGGCCGCGUCCUGGACGGCACCGCCUGCAGCCCGGGUGCCCAGGGGGUCUGCGUGGCUGGCCGCUGCCUUAGCGCCGGCUGUGAUGGGUUGUUGGGCUCGGGUGCCCUCGAGGACCGCUGUGGCCGCUGCGGAGGCGCCAACGACUCGUGCCUUUUCGUGCAGCGCGUGUUUCGUGACGCCGGUGCCUUCGCUGGGUACUGGAACGUGACCCUGAUUCCCGAGGGUGCCAGACACAUCCGCGUGGAACACAGGAGCCGCAACCACCUGGCACUGAUGGGGGGCGAUGGGCGCUACGUGCUUAAUGGGGACUGGGCGGUCAGCCCACCAGGGACCUACGAGGCGGCCGGCACGCAUGUGGUCUACACCCGCGACACAGGGCCCCAGGAGACAUUGCAAGCAGCCGGGCCCACCUCCCAUGACCUGCUCCUACAGGUCCUCCUGCAGGAACCCAACCCUGGCAUCGAGUUUGAGUUCUGGCUCCCUCGGGAGCGCUACAGCCCCUUCCAGGCUCGUGUGCAGGCUCUGGGCUGGCCCCUGAGGCAGCCGCAGCCCCGGGGGGUGGAGCCUCAGCCACCCGCAGCCCCUGCUGUCACCCCUGCACGGACCCCAACCCUGGCCCCAGGUGAGGUUGGGACAGCCAGGGUGGGGGAUGAGUGGGGACUGAGGCCUGUGCCCCUCACAGCACCGCCUGUCCCACAGACCCCUGCCCACCCUGCCCUGACACCCGCGGCCGCGCCCACCGACUGCUCCACUAUUGCGGCAGUGACUUUGUCCCUAUAGAUCCCGAGGUCCCACCUGACCCUCAGUCCCUCUUCUGGCAAGCGGGGGGAGCGUGGAGAUUUGCGCAGAGUUGAGCAGCCAGCCAGCUUAGCACGCCCCCUCAACAGUGUUCCAGGCCCGAGUGCUGGGCCGCCACCGCCAGGCCCAGGAGACCCGCUAUGAGGUGCGCAUCCAGCUCGUCUACAAGAACCGCUCGCCACUGCGGGCACGCGAGUACGUGUGGGCGCCAGGCCACUGCCCCUGCCCGAUGCUGGCACCCCACCGGGACUACCUGAUGGCUGUCCAGCGUCUUGUCAGCCCCGACGGCACACAGGACCAGCUGCUGCUGCCCCACGCCGGCUACGCCCGGCCCUGGAGCCCUGCGGAGGACAGCCGCAUACGCCUGACUGCCCGGCGCUGUCCUAGCUGAGCCCCUGCAGGAGCCCCGGCCACACACAGCAAGAAAGAUACAUCUGACCAGCCUCAACGUCAACGUAUUUCCCCUCUCACCCUGGCUUCCAGGCAGCUCUGAAAUACAUCCCACCUGUGCAGCUAUGUGACUCCCUCCCUCACACGCUUAGACACCUCUGCAUGCAGUCAAAGCCACUGUCACAAGCCGGCAGGCACUGGUGAGGAGGCACUAAGGAGACUCUGACUUUUAUUUUGCCUCUCUCCUUGGCUGCCAGGAAGCUCAUAGCUAUUUAUACUCAGAAAGCUUAACGCUGCUUUCAUUCUCUUUGCAUUCGCCACACUUGCUUGGAGACACUGUCAUGAACGAGCAUGACACCCUGCUGCCCUGGGUACCCAGAAGAUCAUCUGUUUACUUCCCAGACACUGUGCUGUCUCUGCUCUCUGCUACUCACACACACGCUCAUGUGUGAAGGGCAGAGACACUGUCACAAACAGGCAUGCCCCUUAGAAGACAUGCCUAACCAGGCACUGUAAUGUACCAACGUACCAAUUUCCCCUUUUCCCCUGGCUACCAGGAAACUCGGAGACAAUCUUUUCAGCCUCAGCAUUUCUGGCUGGAUUUCCACCCAUCAACACGUGCUUGCUCCUCCUUUUUUUUUUUUUUUUUUUUUGAGGCAGACCCUUGCUGUGUCACCUAGGCUGAAGUGCGGUGGUGCAAUCAUGGCUCACUGCAGCCUCAAAUUCCGGGGUUCAAGCGAUCCUUCCACCUCAGCCUCCACAGCAGCUGGAACUACAGGUGUGAAUCACCAUGCCCGGCUAACUUUUAAGUUUUUUGUAGAGAUGGGGUCUUGCUAUGUUGCCCACACUGCUCUCCAACUACUGGCCUCAAACGAUCCUCCUGCCUCGGCCUCCCAAAGCACUGGAAUUUCAGGCAUGCACUAUCGUACUGGCUGUUCACCCCCCUUUUAUUCCUCUUUAAUUUUUACAAGCACUUUUUUUAAAAAAAAAUUUACUUUAAGUUC
Molecule: messenger RNA, 3038 nt
Organism: Gorilla gorilla gorilla (western lowland gorilla)
Lineage: Eukaryota; Metazoa; Chordata; Mammalia; Primates; Hominidae
Gene: ADAMTSL5
Product: ADAMTS like 5
Exons: 11
Coding region: 379-1626 (415 amino acids)
Biological process (GO): proteolysis; extracellular matrix organization
Cellular component (GO): extracellular matrix
Molecular function (GO): protein binding; metalloendopeptidase activity
Source: RefSeq, a predicted model, not a curated record